Molecule: messenger RNA, 1320 nt
Organism: Linnemannia hyalina
Lineage: Eukaryota; Fungi; Mortierellomycota; Mortierellomycetes; Mortierellales; Mortierellaceae
Source: the annotation of a GenBank genome assembly
AUGAGAAGAGUUCACCCCCAACGCGCCAAACCAUCUGCUCAGAGUUCGAACACCAACAACAACCCUUCUUCGGGCGGGGCUGACAAGACCAACGUCAACCACGAGGUCAAAGCAUGGACCACCCACUCAGAACUCCACAAGCGCUACACCACCGACAACAGCAACACCACUCUUGACCAAGCAGUCAGUCAUGCGCGACUAAGCUCUAUCAGCAACUCGUCUGCCACUAAUACUGCCAAGAAGCCAUUUAUGUUCAGCUCGUCGUCCAUGAUGCGACACAGCCAGGAACACGAAUCUGACGCCACCAACCUGCGACAGAAUGGCAAGCUUUCUCUCGCUAGCAGAAGCAAGGACAAGGACAAGAGCGACAGUGGAGAUGGAGGGACUGGUGACCAAGAUCGAGGCAGGGUGGGAAACAGACCCUCCAUUGUCAUCGGCAAUGAUGAUGACGACGACGAUGACGACUUUGAGCUUCCCUCAAUCGACGAGCUUUUUACAGACGUCCUACCCAGGAAGUUUCGUCGAGUGGACAGCUCUACAGACAGUGACACGACGAGCGACCGCACCCACACCCACCAAGCUCAAAUCAAGGACAAGACCCCUCUCCACAAUCACUCGCACUCUGAUAUGAGAAAAGGCAAGCAAGCCGCAGCAUCCGAGGAUGAUCAAUGGUUGAUGUCAGAGCUUCAAGUCAACGAGAAUAUUGAUCUCUUUUCGCCAUCACCCUCAAGCGAGAACGACAACCAACCAAUCCAGAAGAUGCCGUCAACAAUGUCGACCCGGUCCGUCGUCUCUCAAACCCGCCACACACUCAACGAGAUUGACCAACUCUUCAUGGACGAGUCUCUGACACGUAGCCCUUCGACGCGUCUACAGACGCCUUUCGGCGACCAGGGGUUGAGCGAACAAGGAUCGUCUACACUUCAUGUCAGAGCGACUGGCAUAUAUUCGCCUGAUCAGGAUAUGAACGAGCCAGGCGCUGAUGAGGUCGUCUUGUUCGAGGAUCUUCCGCCGGAGGAUCCAGAUGUGACGAUCGGGGGCGACAGUCAAGUUCUCGGGCAGAGAAGGGCAGGCGAAAAGGUUCACGACGAGCCUCGAGAUGAACUAGGUGUUGGUCAAGGCGCGACGGUCGGUGAUGAACAAGCUACGAGCACCAUCGAACAAGCGACUGAGGAGUCUGGCAGUCGCAAGCAGACCCAGACCUUCACCCUACCCCAUUCUUCCGAUGCAUUCAGGGACCGUCUUACAAAGCUGAGGAGCAUCUUCCAGAGCUCCAUGGACGAGAUGAUGGAUGCUAUUCUGUACGUUGUCAAGGGCUAA